AUGGAAAUGUAUAAAGAAUUGUUAAAUUUGGUGGAACCACUUAUAGCGAAGCAGGAAUGUAUUCGAAUGCCAAUACCUGCAAACACACGUUUGGAAAUUUGUUUGCGCUAUUUAGCUUCUGGUGAUAGCAUGAAAUCACUUUCUUAUGCAUAUCGAGUUGGACACAAUACCAUUUCAAAAAUUGUGUCAGAAACUUGUGAAGCAAUCUGGACGGUGUUAAAAGAUAAAGUUUUUCCAUCAUACAGUGAAGAUACCUGGAAGAAGAUUGCUAACAAAUUUGAAAAUCGGUGGAACUUUCCUAACUGCAUAGGCGCUGUAGAUGGAAAACACGUUAUGAUUCAGGCACCUCCACACAGUGGCUCAAUAUAUCAUCAGUGA
Trachymyrmex cornetzi is the source of this 378-nucleotide messenger RNA. RefSeq lists its product as uncharacterized. The transcript is spliced from 2 exons. Lineage: Eukaryota; Metazoa; Arthropoda; Insecta; Hymenoptera; Formicidae. The record is from RefSeq and is a predicted model, not a curated record. Bases 1 to 378 code for a protein of 125 amino acids.